CACGCAGCUGCACCGUCAGGCGUGCGCUUCGUCACCUACGGCGCAGAGUACCAGCCGUCGCAGCGCAAGCGCAAGCGCAAGCAUGGCUUCCUUGCGCGCCUGCGCACGCGCGGCGGACGCAAGAUGCUGGCAAGGAGACGUGCGCAAGGGAGACGCUUCUUGAGUCACUGA
Messenger RNA from Tilletiopsis washingtonensis, 171 nucleotides. RefSeq lists its product as hypothetical. Gene Ontology annotation, biological process: translation. Gene Ontology annotation, molecular function: structural constituent of ribosome. The transcript has a single exon. The record is from RefSeq and is a predicted model, not a curated record. Gene Ontology annotation, cellular component: mitochondrial large ribosomal subunit; ribosome. Lineage: Eukaryota; Fungi; Basidiomycota; Exobasidiomycetes; Entylomatales. The annotation marks the transcript as partial.